UGACCUUCAUACGCUCCUUCCGAGACUGCUUAUCCGACUUCACCUCUAAUUGUACUGCACAUCUGACAGCCGUCCACUCGACACGGCCGCAGACAUCCGCCCGCCCUUUCCGACACGCCUUCCAACCGCCUCCUGAUUGCGUGCACCCUGAUUGCAAGCGCAACUCCCUCCCUCCCCACCUGCGAAUCGACGAACACUCAAGCGCCUACCGGCGCACUGCAAUAGUAUUCGUACUGAUUGAUGAUGACGAGCAUGGCGAACGCAACAUACUUCGCCUUACCACCUUUGCCUGCAUACAAACUCGAGCCGCAGCAACCACUCAUAUCAUGGCUGCCUGAUGCAUACCUGACGCUUGCGCUCCCUGUCAUAGCAUACUGGGCAGUCUCGCUGUUCUUCCACUGCAUCGACGAACUCGACUUAUUCCCGCAAUAUCGAUUGCAUACGCCAGCUGAGGUCUUGAAGCGAAACCACGUGAGCCGAUGGGACGUAUUUCGGGAUGUCAUCAUACAGCAGGUCAUACAAACAGCGGUAGGGGUGGGAUUGACUGUAUUCGACCCGGAGCCUACAAUUGGAAAGGAGGAAUAUGAUAUUGCAUGGUGGGCGCAGAAUCUGCGGCUGUUACAAACAGCUAUUCCAACUGUGCUGGCUACCUUGGGACUUGAUGCAAAGUCGAUCGCGGAUAAUCUUGCUUCCUCCCAUGCCACGUUUGCAUCUGUCAUUGCUGGUGGCAUAUACCCCGAUCUCAAUCAGACCAUCGGAGUAUUGGGCGAGCAGGUUACCGCACCUGCGUUUGCACACUGGGAGCUUGUUGCGGCCAAAGGCGUCUACCACUAUGGAAUCCCGGCGCUGCAGUUCUUGCUGGCCAUCAUGAUUGUGGAUACCUGGCAGUACUUCCUACAUCGUGCAAUGCACAUGAACAAGUGGUUGUAUGUUACCUUCCACAGUCGGCACCAUCGAUUGUACGUUCCGUACGCGUACGGUGCGUUGUAUAAUCAUCCAUUCGAGGGCUUCCUCUUGGACACUCUAGGAACUGGCAUUGCAUACCUCGUUUCGGGCAUGACAGUCCGACAGAGUAUGUGGUUUUUCACCAUGUCUACCAUCAAGACUGUCGACGAUCACUGCGGCUAUGCAUUCCCAUGGGACCCACUUCAGCAUUUGACUAGUAACAAUGCUGGGUAUCACGAUGUUCAUCAUCAGAGCUGGGGUAUCAAAACGAAUUUCUCCCAACCAUUCUUCACCUUUUGGGACGGACUUCUUGGCACGAAAUGGACCGGGGGCGAUGUGAGCGCCAGAUAUGAGAGGGCCAAGAUCGCGGCGCAAAAGAAAGUCGACGCAGAAGUUGGAGCGAAGAAUGCAUCAGCGACCGGCCCCACCCCAUACGCACAGGAUGCGUCACAAGCAACUUCGGUUGCACGCACAGCACAGGGAGCUGCAGAGCCGAGGAUACCAGCUGGCAAGGCCACAUAUCAGCCUAUUGGAUCUAGACAGCAGGUUCUGGACGAUCCAGUUGGCGGUGGAAUCAGCGUGCUUGCAGAAGAAAGCGCAGAGGAGGUCACGGCUCAGCAGAAGCUCAGAUCUACUCCGCGCACGCGGACAACAGAAUCUCUGAAGGGCUUCGCCGAUAGAGUAGGAGAGUCUUUACAAGGCAAAGGCACAGGAAUGUUAGGCGUUGAAAGUCGAAGCCGGAGGUAAUCAUAAUACUGUAUAAGUCUUAAUGAGUGUGAUCGUUCUGUCUACAUACAUACUGUACCUAGGUACCACCGUAACCUGUAC
Molecule: messenger RNA, 1773 nt
Organism: Sphaerulina musiva SO2202
Lineage: Eukaryota; Fungi; Ascomycota; Dothideomycetes; Mycosphaerellales; Mycosphaerellaceae
Product: sphingosine hydroxylase
Exons: 1
Coding region: 241-1692 (483 amino acids)
Biological process (GO): lipid biosynthetic process
Molecular function (GO): oxidoreductase activity; iron ion binding
Source: RefSeq, a predicted model, not a curated record